UGAUGCAUGGAGCUGAUGGAUAUGGAGAAUAAGGGUGUCGAACGUUGCCAGGUCUUCCAUCAGAACGACAGGAGGGCCAUCAGAGCAGCAGACAAAGACACAGGUUAGCUAAGACCAUGAGACUCUCAUCAGCCUGGACAAUACUUCUUUACCUGCUGCUUCAUGGAGGUGCUACAGUCUGCACAGUUAAGAAGUUGGGCAGCAACCCUGGAAGAUUUGUCAAUGCCACCUUAGUGCGGCUGGCCGAGUUCUUGAGUGCUGGCUAUAAGAAAGGAGUGCGACCUGUGAAGGAUUGGAGGACGUCCACUAUCGUGGCCAUAGACCUCAUGGUUUACUCCAUCCUCAAUGUGGACGAGAAGAACCAGGUUUUGACAACAUAUGUGUGGUACAGGCAGUCGUGGACAGAUGAAUUCCUGGUGUGGAACCCGGAGGAUUUUGAUGAAGUCAAACAACUCUCCAUGCCCACAGCUAACGUCUGGGUUCCUGACAUUCUCAUCAAUGAGUUCGUCGAUGUGGGGAAGUCUCCAGACAUUCCUUAUGUCUACGUUACACACGAGGGUCUGGUGCAGAACUACAAGCCCAUCCAGGUUGUCACCGCCUGCACCCUCAACAUCUACAACUUCCCGUUUGACGUCCAGAAAUGCAGCCUUACCUUCCAGAGCUGGCUCCAUACCAUCGAUGACAUCAACAUCACCCUGAUGCGAAGCCCCGAGAAGCUCAGGGAUGACAAGAGUGUCUUUAUGAACCAGGGAGAGUGGGAGCUGUUGCACAUACUGUCCAACUACAAGAUCUUCAGCGUGGACAAUGACGACUAUUAUGCAGAGAUGAAGUUCCAUGUGGUGAUCCGACGGCGGCCACUGUUCUACACCGUAAAUCUGCUGCUGCCCAGCAUCUUCCUGAUGGUGAUGGACAUUGUUGGUUUCUAUCUGCCACCGGACAGCGGAGAGAGAGUUUCCUUUAAGAUCACUUUGCUGCUCGGCUACUCUGUUUUCCUCAUCAUUGUAUCCGACACUCUGCCUGCCACGGCCAUUGGAACGCCACUGAUAGGUGUGUACUUUGUGGUCUGCAUGGCUCUGCUGGUGAUCAGCCUAACGGAAACCGUGCUGAUUGUUCGUCUGGUUCACAAGCAGGACCUGCAGCCACCCGUGCCCCACUGGGUGAAGUACCUGGUCCUGGAAAGAGCUCCAGUCCUCUUCUGCAUCCACAAAAAGCAUCGCUUCUGUGCCCGGCUGUCUUCUCAGGCAUCAGAGCUGGACCGCUACAAAGAAAACAACUAUGGGACUGCCCAGUGCUCCCUCCACCACACCUGUGAGAUAGGCCAGAGGCUCAGCCAGCAGGACAGAGAAGGUGGGAUGCUCGGACUUCGCCUGGCCCCAUCCAGGGACAACACCCUGCCUGUCAUGGACAAUAUCCUGCAGGAAGUGACGGCGAUUCGGCAGUUUCUGGAGAAGAGGGACAGGUGUCGGGAAAUCGCCAAGGAGUGGCUCCAGGUUGGCUACGUGCUGGACGUGUUGCUCUUCAGAGUCUACUUAGUGGCUGUGAUUGCCUACAGCAUCACACUGGGAACUUUAUGGUCGGUCUGGCAGGUGGCCUGAGUUUCGCCUCUCUACUCAGUCUAGGUGAAUUACAAAUAAGAAUAGCAAGUGUAAGUGGUUAAAGCUCAUCAGAUAAAGGAGGCAUUCAUGAAUAGGGAAGUAACUCACACAGAUGAGCCCUCAAUGUAAAUUCAGAGAAUUACUAAAAUGUUCUCAUAAACAUUAUGUUUAAGGCCUAAUCAAGUAGUUUAAAGGCAUAUGACUCAAGUAACUUGAGAGGCUUUAUCAAGAGCAGCACAAAAGCUUUCUGAGAUGCUCAGAGGCAAAUUGACAUUAUGUCCCGAACUCUUUCAGGUGCAGGUAAUAGGUAUUACAGGGGAUAAAAAUGGGAUACUAGUGAAGCCCAAAAUCUAUGUUUCAUCUCGGGAACCCCCAGCUCUGCUGGGUUGAACAUGUUGAUGAUAUGGUUAGAAAAUGAAAACCAACAAUCAUAAGCCUGGUUACUAAACAUGAACAUAUAAAGAAAAGAACAAUCUAUAAUUAUAUAUAAAAAAGCAGGAUAACAUUUGUCUUAUGUUGUGACACAAUAAUGACUUACUAUACAUAUAGCUCACAGCUCUAAACAGUCUUUAAGUGCCCCCCAGUAUCUAAAUAAUUAUUUGUUUAAUUAAUAAGAAGAAAGAGCCGGCUCAGUUGCCAUGUCAGCCUCUCCAAGCUUGAGAUUAAGUACUGUUAUUAUCAUGACCUUGCUAAAUGUGUUUGUACUUACAUAAAUGUUGUAGCAGUGAUGCAGGGGUGUGGUAUAAUAAUCCUCUUACACUAUCGGCUGUAAGGAAACACUGUAGCAUUGCCUUUCUACGCAUCUACAGCUACGACAGGCGGCCUCAGAUGUUUUGGGCAAAACUCUGUGGCAUUAGUGUCCCAGCAUAGAAACACAAUAUAUGCCCCUGCCACAGUAUUUAUUGUCAUGGCAAUGACCCAACAAUGUAUUUACAAAUACAGAGGUUGUUGCACUAGUUAUACGGUAGAAUUGAACAAUCUGACAGUGGUGGGGAUGAAGGAGCGCUAUUGCAGCUCCGCAGUAACAGAGACUAACAUGCUAUGAAAUGAACAGAAAAGCAGACGAGGAAUGGUGUAGCGUUAGGUCAACUAAAUCCUCUAGUGCUAUUUUAUGACAACCAGGCCGUCUUCAUAAUUCCUCACUUUACUGAUUUGUGUUUAUGAUCGGUAAAGGAUACAAUAUUUCAUCACAUUUCUUUGUCACUAAUUAAUUUUGCUUAUAAAAACAAUGUGGCAUCGUUCCAUCAGCAGUUUUGGGUAAUCUUUUUGUUCUGGAUGUCCUCCAACACGGCAGUAAUGAAGUUAACUGACACCCAAUAAACUGGCAUUAGCAAAGCAGAUGUUAGCUAGAAGUUAGCUUCUUUGCAUAUUAGGUAAUACAAGUUAGCUAAUUAGCUGAUGUUAGCAAGUUAACUAAUGUUAGCAAAAAUGCUAACUGUUGCUGAUUUUGCAAUUGAACUAACUCUUUUAUCAUUAUUAUCUGGCUCAAUCCAGAUGUUGGCUCUGUGAAAGUGUGCAAAUUUGAAUGUGCUUUUAUAGAUAUUUUAUUCAAACACUUAAAUGUUGGAAAUUGUAAAAUAAACAGAAAUAUCUUAAUAUAACAAAUUCAAUGCUAUACUGACUGUAUUAGCCUGUAUUGUCUUUCAAUAAAACUUAUACAUUGUGUGCACAAUUA
Messenger RNA from Girardinichthys multiradiatus, 3270 nucleotides. It is a transcript of the gene htr3a, whose product is annotated as 5-hydroxytryptamine (serotonin) receptor 3A. Gene Ontology annotation, molecular function: transmembrane signaling receptor activity; extracellular ligand-gated monoatomic ion channel activity; neurotransmitter receptor activity. Gene Ontology annotation, cellular component: postsynaptic membrane; neuron projection; synapse. NCBI's taxonomy places the organism in Eukaryota, Metazoa, Chordata, Actinopteri, Cyprinodontiformes, Goodeidae. The transcript has 9 exons. Gene Ontology annotation, biological process: regulation of membrane potential; signal transduction; monoatomic ion transmembrane transport. Bases 117 to 1595 code for a protein of 492 amino acids. The record is from RefSeq and is a predicted model, not a curated record.